AUGGGAGACAAACAGACAUUCACAAAACUGAAUGCUUUCUUUCAAAGACAAGCAAGAAAAGAUAAAGAAAGAUACCUCAAAGAGGAAUGUCAGAAAAUAGAGGAAGAUAAUCAGAAAGGGAGGACUAGAGAUCUAUUUAAAAAAAUCAGAGAAGUAAAAGGUAAAUUCACAUCGAAGACAGGAAUACUAAAGGAUCAAGAGGGAAGGAGUCUAUCGGAAGGAGAAGAGAUAAAGAAAAGAUGUAAGGAGUAUACAGAAACACUCUAUAGAAAAGAUCUCAACACGAUUGAAAUUGUUGAAGAAAAGGAAUUAGAACAGGAACCAGAUAUAUUAGAAAGUGAAGUUCAAUGGGCCCUAAAAAGGAUCGCUAACAAUAAGGCUACAGGAAUAGAUGGAAUACCAGUUGAGUUACUCAAGAAUAUGGGAGACACUGCAGUCAAAACGCAAACUGCAUUAUGUCAGCAGGUAUGGAGGACUUUACAAUGGCCAACCGACUGGAAGAGAUCAGUUUAUAUACCAAUACCGAAGAAAGGAGACACCAGAGAAUGUUCCAAUUAUCGCACGAUUGCCUUAAUAUCUCAUGCUAGCAAAGUAAUGCUGAAGAUUAUACAAGCGAGAUUACAACCAUAUAUGGAAAGAGAGUUGCCAGAUGUACAAGCAGGAUUCAGGAAAGGAAGAGGCACAAGAGAUCAAAUCGCUAACAUUCGAUGGAUAAUGGAGAAAGCAAGAGAAUAUCAAAAGGAAUUUUAUUUCUGCUUCAUCGAUUAUACAAAAGCUUUUGAUUGUGUCGAUCAUGAUAAGCUAUGGGAAAUUCUGAAAGAAAUGGGUAUUCCUAAACAUCUCAUACACCUUAUGAAGAGCUUGUAUGAAAAUCAAGAAGCAACAGUUAGAACAGAACAUGGAGAUACAGAAUAG
Molecule: messenger RNA, 915 nt
Organism: Didymodactylos carnosus
Lineage: Eukaryota; Metazoa; Rotifera; Eurotatoria; Philodinida; Philodinidae
Source: the annotation of a GenBank genome assembly